This is a messenger RNA of Rhodotorula toruloides NP11, 771 nucleotides long. RefSeq lists its product as uncharacterized. The transcript is spliced from 5 exons. The coding region runs from base 1 to 771 and encodes 256 amino acids. NCBI's taxonomy places the organism in Eukaryota, Fungi, Basidiomycota, Microbotryomycetes, Sporidiobolales, Sporidiobolaceae. The record is from RefSeq and is a predicted model, not a curated record.
AUGGGCAUUCUCGACAAGGCAAAGGACGCUAUCAGCCACCACGGCCAGAACAAGAACUCGGGCUCGGACAACUACAACGACAACACCACCGGCGACUCGUACAACUCGGGCAACCAGUCAUACGGCCAGCAGGACUCGUCGUACGGCGGUGCCUCGAGCGGAUUCGACUCGACCUCGGACCGCUUUGGCUCGUCCGGCAACCAGGGCUCGGGCGGCUUCACCUCCGGCAACAACGACAACAACCAGGACGAUUCGUUCUCCAACUCGCGCAGGGCAGGCGCUGACGAGGGCGACUCUUUCGGAGGCGCUUCGGGUGGUUUCGACUCGACGUCUGACCGCUACGGCUCGGGCGGAAACGACGACUCGUACGGCAGCGGCGGCGCUGGGAGGUCGUCCGGCCUCGGCGCCAGCGACAUGACGAGCGGCCGCCAGUCGAACUUUGACAGCGGCUCGCAGUCGUACGGAGACAACUCGUACGGAUCGAACCGCGCCUCGGGCUUCGACGACUCGUCGAACAUCUCUGACACGGGCAACCGCCUCGACUCGUCGUACGGCGGUGGCAGCGGCAGGGGCGCUGACUUCCAGGCCAGCGGAGGCGGAUCUGCCUACGGUGACGGCCAGACCGACUUUGGCGGCGCCGGCCGCAACAACGACGGGCAGUACGGCGACAGCUCGUUCGGAGGCUCGAGCGGCAACCAGGGCUAUGGCCAGGACCAGACGCAGUACGGCGGCGGAAACCAGUACGGCGGCGAGCGCGACAACUACCCGUAA